This is a messenger RNA of Anopheles marshallii, 3318 nucleotides long. RefSeq lists its product as uncharacterized. Gene Ontology annotation, molecular function: protein binding. The record is from RefSeq and is a predicted model, not a curated record. Bases 1 to 3318 code for a protein of 1105 amino acids. Gene Ontology annotation, cellular component: cytoplasm; plasma membrane. Lineage: Eukaryota; Metazoa; Arthropoda; Insecta; Diptera; Culicidae. The transcript is spliced from 7 exons.
AUGAUGAAAAGAAACUACGAUGUGCAGCACGUGGCUGCGGCGAGUCUGGCCGGCAGCAAGCCGCACGGCAAAUCGUCAUCCACCCUGUUCGACAAGCUGACGAAACGCUACUCGGGUGUGAUCGGUACGCGCUUUCUGCGGAAAACGCCCGGCCGCAAGGGUGGCGUGGCGGAACCGCUGUCCGAUAGUUACGAUAUGUGCGGGAACCGGUCGGAUGACUUCCGGCCAGAGAUCGGUGCGCCGGUCCUGAUCUCCAAGACGAUGAAGUUCGAUUUCGAUACGGACUCGUCGGUGGAACAGCUGCCAUUGCCCAGCGUGCCUACUAUGGAGCACCGGGUGCGAUCGGUAGCGACACCAUCCACGUCGGAGGAUAGCGAAAACGAUGUGUUUGUGGAUGCGAACAGUUCGCUGCCCAACUUCGGUGAGAUUAAGUUUACGUUCCUGCCGGAAAGCAACAACAACUGUCGUAGCUUUCAGGACGAAAACGUCCGGCAGGGUAGUGGAAUGUUGGAGAAGAGCCGUUCUAAGUCGGCGCACAACCUGCACCUACACCAUCCGCGGUCGGAAAUGCGUCUGUCCCUUGCGAAAGCACCAUCGUUGAAUAUGUCCGCCAGCCCGAACAGUGGUGCCAUCACGUUGUCCGUGCCGAACAGUCCGGCGGUGGAAAGUAUCUACGAUUUUCCGCGCAGUACACGCUCGGACGGUAUCCGGAAGCCGCACGGUGAAUCGUCGUACGAUCUGACGCGAUCGCACCAUGUGCUGAACGAGAUAAAUCUAUCGCUCGUAAGCGAUGACAGCCACCUGUACCAGAACCUGCCAAGCCCUGGUGAUGCACGGUACGAUGUGCCACCGGCCGGUUGCCGGCGCAAUUCGUCCUCUUCGAACAACUCCACGCAGGAGGAGGAGUUCGAUCUAAAGUCGGCCAGCUUCCAAAGCCUUACGGAUGCGGGACCCGGCGCCAACCAGCUCGCCGUCUCCAUGGACGAGCUGGACGAGUUGACGCGCCAGAUCAAUCAGUCGACGGUGGGGCUAGGGUCACCGCUUCCGGACAGCGAUGAGUACUGCGAGCAUCGGAAGCAACUGCACCCGUCCGAACGCCGGCUAACGCUGAUGAAGAACCGUAGCGUGUCCGGGAAGCAUCUGAUUGAUUUCGAUCGGCGGAAGGCCAAGAUCACGAAGAAGUGGAGCGGCUUCAAGAGCUGGAUCGGUGAGGAGCAGGGCCGCAUCCGGGAGGUGGUGCAGAAACAUGCCGCCAUGCAGCGGGUCGGCCUCGAACCGUCCGGGGCCGGUGCGGCCGGUAAGGUGAAGCGCACCAGCAGCGAUCUCACCGCGAGCGAUCAAGAUUCGCAACAGGAGGUGGACGGUACGACGAUGGUGACCACGCCCGAAUCUAGCGUUGUGCAGCGCGAUCGAACGUUAUCGUCGGAGGACCGGGAAGGUGUACGGACGAUGCACCGGAAGAGUGCCAACGCAGAGAUACUGGAGGGACAAAAUGGGUUCGAAGAGGUACGCCGGUUCGUUAAGCAGGGCGGAGACUUCGGAAAGGAUCUGGUCGCCAUACUGCACGAGCGUACCGAGAUAGAGCAGCUGUACGCAAAAUCACUCUCCAAGAUUGCCAACAAACUGAACAAAGCCUGCCGGGAUCUGCCGGGCACGAUAGCCGAUUCGUGGCGAUCCGUAUCAACCGAGCUGGAAGGACGCAGCGAGGUACACCGACAGUUCUCAAACUCGCUGGCGGAGGAGGUUGUGAAGCCGCUGAAGGCAGUGAUCGAGAAUCAGCACAAAGCGCGCAAAACGAUCGAAACCAACGUCGACAAAUCCGCUCGCAUACUCGCCGAAUGGCGGACGGCUGAGAUGAAGGCGAAGAAAAACUCACAUGCGGCGGCACGGGAAAACGAAAAGCUGCAGGACGCCAUGCUCGAUGUGAAGCUUCAGCGAACUCCCUCGAUCGGACUGCUACACAAGACCACCGAGAAGGAGGUAAAAGUGUCGGAAAAGGAUAGCAACAAACUCGACGGCAAAAGAAAGAAGGCUGAAGAAGCGGUCAAGAAGGCGGAUGUAGAAUAUUACACCCUCUGUAUACGAGCAGAGCGCGCACGCGUUGACUGGGAGAUGUCCGUGCUGCGUGGUUCGUCGAUGCUGCAAACGCUCGAAAGCCAACGAUUGGCACAGUUUAAAACGCACGUCACCGAUUACCUCAAGCUGUCGGCCGAGAUGAGUCCGCUGUUGACGAAAACGAUCGACCGGCUCAGUCCGCAGGUUGCCAUGUGCAGUGUGGCCAAAGAUCUGGAUGUGCUGAAGAAUAUUCGCCGGGCGACGGAAGGACCGAGCGAACAGCUGCUGCCCGAUUUCUACUGCGAGCACACCACGCUGGCCAUGAACCGUGAGCGACGAAAACAGUCGCUGGUGAAGCUGCUGCAGCUAAUCCGCCAAGAUCUGGACCGAGAGCGACGAUCGCGCAACGGUCUGAAAGGGUUCUCCCAGACGCUGGAUAAGAACGGUGAAAGCAAUCAGAAUAUUGCCGAUAAGCUGUAUCAUAUACGAUCAAUGCUCACAUAUCUGGAAGGUGCGCGUUAUAAACUACAGUCGGCACUACUGGAACUCGACCACAAGCCUCGUUCCAGCCAUCCUCUUGCACAACACAUUCAGAUCACGCGCGAUCGCACAGGCCUUCAGACAAGCGUGUUAAAGGUUCCCUUAUGGUUAAAGCACGAACAGGACGAUCAGGACGGUAACCUGGAGUCGGCGACUGCCAACGGUCAAACCAUAGUUCACAGCUCGGACGAAAGCUCUGAUCAGGGAUGUUUGGAUAUCAAAAACGAUACGCUCAUCAAACAUAUUGUGCACAAAUACGCCCGAAAUGGAUGUAAUGGAGACGAGGGACAUUACACGGUAAACAAGGCUGGCAAAUCUGCGCACCAGGACGAUCAUCACGGUCCGGCAUGGGAUCGGGGCGUAGCCGAUGGAGUAUCCAAUCAACCUGAUUCCGAUUUUGAUGAAUUUUCCUCCCAGGAUGAGGACGAAGAUCGUUGUUCGGUGGCACCGAAGCAACUGCUAGAAAAUGGUCACCAUCCGGUAUUGGCAAACGGCAUUGGACCGUCGGCCGUUGACCAUCCGGACGGUAUCCCGAACCAGCCCACUAUUCUUGGGCGUUGUCGGGCACUAUUUAACUACACACCAAAGCUUUACGACGAGCUGGAACUGCAGCCCGGCGACAUUCUCGAGGUGCACAUUAAGCAGGAGGACGGUUGGUGGCUCGGAGCACUCCGUGGACAGAUAGGCAUCUUUCCAGCAACGUAUGUGGAGGAGAUACCGUAA